Messenger RNA from Phymastichus coffea, 6670 nucleotides. It is a transcript of the gene Cftr, whose product is annotated as ATP-binding cassette sub-family C member 4. Gene Ontology annotation, biological process: transmembrane transport. The coding region runs from base 109 to 4074 and encodes 1321 amino acids. Lineage: Eukaryota; Metazoa; Arthropoda; Insecta; Hymenoptera; Eulophidae. The record is from RefSeq and is a predicted model, not a curated record. Gene Ontology annotation, cellular component: membrane. Gene Ontology annotation, molecular function: ABC-type transporter activity; ATP binding; ATP hydrolysis activity. The transcript is spliced from 15 exons.
UUCAGUCGCGACAGAGAGUCGUUGGUGCGCAUUUCGGUUAGUUUGUAGUAGCGAUGCAUUGCGUUCGCACAAGUUAAUCAUCGCUCGUGAACGCGCAUCGAGAGUAUUAUGGACGCCAGCAAGAAAUACGAGAACCCCAGUCCAAGGCUCUCAGCCAAUUGUUUUAGUAGAUUGUUGUUCGGCUGGUUGUUCAAGCUUUUCUGGUAUGGUAGAAAGCAUGACCUUGAAGCCAAAGACCUUUACAAUGCUUUACCAGCUGAUCUCAGCCAGCCACUGGGAGACAAACUGGAGAAGCAUUGGAAACGUGAGGUGGAAAAUGCACUCAAGACUAACAGAAAACCCAGACUCUUAAAUGCCAUUAAGAAGACAUUUGGUUGGUCUUAUUCACAUUAUGCAGGCCAUAUUCUAUUUCUGAGUGUAGUUGUAAGGGUAGUGCAACCACUAACACUAGGGAUUCUAAUCUAUCACUUUGAUCCAUGUGCAACAACCACUACAAGUGAUGCCUAUCUAUUGGCAACUGGUGUGGUAGUGAUGACUCUAUUGCAGGCAAUAUUUAAUCAUCACUCUAAUUUAGGUCAGCUGGAAGUAGGCAUGCGUUUGAGAAUUGCUUGCUCUUCUCUGGUCUAUAGAAAAUUAACACAGCUGUCAGUGUCAGCUGCUGCUCAAGCUACUGGUGGAUUAAUUAUUAAUUUACUGUCUAACGACGUGGCAAGAUUCGAGCAAUUAUUUCUCUACUUACAUUACGUUUGGGUGAUGCCAUUACAAGGGGCUGUGAUAACUUACUUAAUUUGGAGGCACGUCGCUAUUGCCUCGCUAGCUGGAGUCGCCUUGGUGUGUCUACAAUCGAUACCCGUUCAAGCUUACUGCGGAAAACUUACCUCGAUAUUGCGAGCAAAAAUCGCUACGAGAACCGAUGAGAGAGUUUUGCUAAUGAGUGAAAUUGUCAAUGGAAUAAAAGUUAUUAAAAUGUAUACUUGGGAGGCGCCUUUUGAAAAACUCGUUUCUUUCAGUAGAAAGCACGAAGUUGAUGUGCUGCUGAUGGCAGCGUACUUGAGGGGUGUAAACUUUGCAUCGUUCGUAUUCACCGAACGAACUACAUUGUAUGUGACGGUAGUGGCUUAUGUACUUCAGGGAUAUGUUAUAUCGGCCGAAAAAAUUUUCACAAUGGCCCAGUACUUCAAUAUUCUUCAGCUAACUAUGGCAAUUUUUUACCCUCAAGCCGUCCGCAGCGCCGCUGAAGCGAAAAUUUCAAUAAAGAGGAUAGAAAAAUUUUUGCUAUUAGAAGAUGUCCAGAUGAGCGCUAAAUCCUUAUCACCAAAUAAUGACAAUACCUGUAUCUCAAUCAAGAACGUAAACGCUUCAUGGUCCGAAAAUCCGAUUGUCAGUACUUUACAAGACAUAAACAUUAGCAUUCCACAAAAGAAAUUAUACGCAGUUGUAGGUUCGGUCGGUGCUGGUAAAAGCACUCUACUCAAACUGAUUUUGGGUGAAAUAAGACCGUCAACUGGUGAAGUUUUUGUAAAUGGAAACAUCACGCAUGCGAGUCAAGAGCCAUGGUUAUUUGCCGGUUCCGUAAGGAAUAAUAUCUUAUUUGGUGAACCCUACAAUGAAGCGAAGUAUAAGCAAGUAACCAAAGCUUGCGCGUUAGCAAAAGAUUUCGAACAAUUAUCGUACGGCGAUAAGACUCCCGUUGGCGAAAGGGGAACUAGUCUGAGCGGUGGACAAUGUGCAAGAGUCAACUUAGCUAGAGCGGUGUACAGGGAUGUUGAUGUCUAUUUGUUCGAUGAUCCAUUAUCAGCCGUUGAUACACACGUUGGCAAAAGUCUGUUUGAGGAUUGUAUUAAUGGCUAUUUGAAACAUAAAACUCGUAUUCUCGUUACUCACCAAGUACAGUACUUGAAAGAAGCUGAUGUCAUCAUAUUACUUAACAAUGGAAUGAUUGAAUUCCAAGGCUCGUUUACAGACUUCAGCAAGAAUGAAAAAUUUAUGAAACAUUUGCCGUCUGAUGAGGAAGCUGAAAAAACGACUGUUGCUGAUGUGGAUGUGACUGCAAACAACGUACAAGCAUCUUUCGUCACGACUCCUAGUUUCGAUGAAGAUGAAGAAAACGAGCCCACGGAAACUGAAGAGCUUAUGGCUAAAGGAAAUGUUAAAUCUUCGUUAUACUGGAAAUAUUUCAGAGCUGGUGCCUCGUACUUUUUACUUUUGAUGCUGGUAGUUUGUUUCGUUUUUGCUCAAAUAUCCAGCAGUGGUUGCGAUUACUGGGUUGGUUACUGGACUCGUCAAGAGGAACAGCGCACACGUGAUUUCAUAAACGCAACAAAUUCGUCGGACUGCAUGGGCCCAGAAGCGAUGCAAAGACUGAUGAAUAAAACCGAAUACGCCAAGUACAAGGAACCAUACAUGCAGCCAGAAUUAGGGAUAUACGUUUAUACCGUACUGAUAUUAGGUAGCAUUUUAAUGUCAAUCGCUAAGAACGUAUUAUUUUACAAGAUUUGUAUGAAUGCAAGUAGAAAGCUCCACGACACGAUGUUUGCUCGACUACUUCGUGCUCCAAUGAGAUUUUUUGAUGUUAAUCCUUCUGGAAGAAUUCUUAAUCGUUUCUCGAAGGAUACUGGUGCUGCGGAUGAAUUGUUACCUAUGGCGAUGCUUGAAGCACUGCAGAUAUUUUCUGUCAUGGUCGGUAUCCUCGUCCAAGUGCUCUUAGUUAACUGGUGGUCCAUUUUUCCCAUGAUGAUCAUGGGCUUUCUUUAUAUUCAACUUAGAAAUAUAUACUUAGCUAGUGCUCAGGACAUCAAGAGGAUUGAAGGCAAUGCCAAAAGUCCAGUAUUUUCGCACACAAACUCCACGUUAUCCGGCCUGUUGACAAUCCGCGCGUGUCGCGCUCAACGAAUGCUCUGUCGUGAAUUCGACGCUCAUCAGGAUGUGCACACAUCGGCUUACUUCCUUCAAAUUGCAACUUCGACGGCUUUCGGAUUUUACCUGGAUGUCGUGUCGAUAGCUUUCGUGGCAUUUGUCACUUACAGUUUUGUUAUAAUGCAAAGCACGGAUUUGUUUGUUAAUGAAAAUGGCAAACCUUACGCUGGCAACGUUGGCCUUGCCAUUUCUCAGUCGCUCAUUUUGUGCGGCAUGUUGCAGUAUGGAAUGAGAAUGACUGCCGAGGCGAUCGCUCAGAUGACUAGCGUCGAGAGAAUAUUCCAGUUCACAAAAUUAGAGCAGGAAGGUCCGUUUGAAAGUGAACCUGGACUAAAACCAAUGAAAGAGUGGCCAGAAAAGGGUAGAAUUGAAUUUAAGGGACUGUAUUUGAAGUAUUCCGACGAAGAGGAACCGGUGCUCAAGAAUUUAAGCUUCCUCGUUGAACCAGGGAUGAAGGUGGGCAUAGUUGGUCGAACAGGCGCAGGUAAAUCAUCGUUGAUAUCAGCGUUAUUCCGAUUAACAAAGCUUGAAGGCGAACUACUAAUAGACAAUAUUGAUGCGCAAAAGAUCGGCUUACACGAUUUGCGCAAGAAAAUCUCUAUAAUCCCUCAGGAACCAAUGCUAUUCUCCGCGUCAUUGCGCGACAAUCUUGAUCCGUUCCACGAGUUCGAGGACGUGGCGUUGUGGGCAGCUUUACAAGCUGUUGAGCUCAAUAAGAGUUUUGUUUCACUGGAUCACUCGGUAAAUCGAGGUGGUGGUAAUCUGAGCGCUGGUCAGCGUCAGUUGCUCUGUUUGGCUCGAGCUAUCGUUAAAAAAAACAAGAUUCUCGUAAUGGACGAGGCAACGGCCAACGUCGAUCCUUCGACAGACGCGCUAAUACAGAAAACAAUCAGAAACAAAUUUAAGGAUUGUACUGUACUGACAAUAGCUCAUCGAUUGAAUACAAUCAUGGAUAGCGACAGGGUGCUAGUGAUGGAUCAUGGCCAAGCUGUUGAGUUUGGACAUCCGCAUGUACUACUGCAAGAUAAGGUCGGUCAUUUAUCCAGAAUGGUACAGCAGACUGGCAACGUUAUGACACAGAAUCUUAGGAUGAUCGCUAAAAAAGCAUAUAACAAUGUAGUGUCUGGCGAGCAAGAGCGCGAAAGUGCCGUAGAUUGAUGAGAUAUCUAGACAUUUGAAUAGAAUUCUUUUUCAAAGAUACACAUUUUGUACGAUUAUUUUCAUUUCAAUACUCUUACGUUUGAGCGAGUUAUACACGACUUUAUUCGUAUACUCGUAUAGCAUUCAAAAGUAUUUUAAUUGAAAAAAAUGUGAUGCAUAAAUUUGUACAUUUUUAAAUCAAUUACAUAACGUAAUUGAAGACUAUAGUAUUACAGUAGAUGUUCCCGAAUACUCGCUACCCACUUGAAAGUGCAAAGUUGAUCUUUGCGAAUGCACAGUCUUGGUGCUUCUUUACGUAUUGUACUUAUCGGUGUUCAAAGCUGUGCCUGCUCUUUAGAGCAAUUGCGGUUUUAUUUGAGAUGCGUAUACCAUUAUUCUGUAUGGAAAUAUUUACAAUAUAACUUUCUGUGAUAAAGUGAUAAAUUCUAUUUAUUUGUGACCUUAGCCCGUAUUUAAAUUAAUUUUAACUCGAAUAUAUCAUAGAAAAACCAAUAAUGAAAUUUGUCUUGUUAAAUAUAUUCCAAGAUGUUAUUUGUUAUGAAAACACUUGUGCCGACUAUUCGUAUUCAAGGUCGCUAAACAGCGCAUUGUGCAAUCCAUUUUUUGAAAAAGAAAAAGAAAGAAACUUUGUACAGCGCAUUCAAACGUUAAUAUUUUUAAGUACUAUGUUAUAUAAAAAACUUGGCAGGCUAUUGAUACUUAAAAAAGUAUUUUAAAAAGUUACUAAAAUUACCAGCUAUUUUAGAUUUCAAAUUAAAUAAUUUUAUUUAAUUUGAAUUCUCAAAAUUACCUUACGCAUGAAAAUUAACGUAGUUUACCAACUUCAUGAAUUAAUUGUGGUUUGAAUAUACGAUCAACUAGUUAAAGUUAACAUUGAUAUACUGCGUACGUAUUUUAAUUUUGGCACGAUAUCAAAAUGAUUGCUCGAGAAUUUUGAAUUGUUACAGAAGUCUAAUUAAGGCAGCUCAAUGUCAGUGCGAUAUGAACUGUCUAGAUUGAAGUUAAAAAUUUGAAUAAUCUCGAGAACAACUGUUACAUUAAAUCUUUAUAGUUCCGAUAUAGAAGAGUGGUUUGCAAACACUAUACACACUCCGACGACAACAAUCGUUGCUAUUCGAGUGUACGUUAGCCUUAUUGUUUAUUGGUCAUUCGACAUUGUAUACUAAACUAUAUGAUAAAAGCUUAUGCGAUUGAAUUAAUUUGUUUUAACACUAUGAGACAUUUUUUAGAUGAAAACCAAUCGGUAAAAAAUUAGAUAUAAAAAUAUAGCAAGAUUUUUAAACUUCAGUCUUUUUCAUAAUUUUACCUUUCGAAAGCUGAAUUUUGGGUAUUUGUCACUUGAACUUUAGUUACGUAUAUCCAAACGUGUAGUUUUAACUGUUACUUACGUUUAUCUAAGAUUGUCGAGAAAAAUAUUGCUCCCGUCACUUUCAUCUAUAGAAUUGAUAAGGAGCUGAUUAUAAUUGCCAACGUGAGAUAUGGCUUCGAUAAAAUACUGCAUUUGGGUACGUCGAUUGAUCCACUUGUAAGUGCUUUGUGCAAGUGGCUAUAAGAUUGCCUUCGUCUUUUCGUGACAGUGCAACUACGGCAAGGAGUAACGUUCACGCGAGACAGCCAGAUACUUAAUUAGUCGCAUUAGGCUUUCCUUUUGGUAAGCCUUGUGCAAAUCACCGCUGAAGCUUUGGUGUAUAAAAGUAAGGACAGUGGAAACAGUUCGAUAGGUGGCUGAGAGACAUAGUUAAUAAUCAGGUGCAGAGAUAUGAUUUUGCAAUUUCCGAUUGCCACUAUCACUUGACGGGACUCGCGAGCGAUGCCGUCACCGACGAUAUUGAAUCGUUGAUAAGCUCGCGAACGCGAUCGUGAUUUCCUACAGAUAUAUGCCAAAUCAAAUUUUCGGCUAUUGCGAUCUUCGCAGACAGUGCAGGCAAGAGGAUAAGAGCGACCCAGUUGCGGGCAAGAGGGCGCCAAGCCUGAGGAAGGAGAUCGUGAAAACAUAUUACUAGAAUUUCCCGGGAUUCCCAAAACAUGGGGCGUUUGAAUGCACGCGAAUAUCAGCUGUUUCAAAUGAAAAAUCAAAACUAUUAUUAAUUCGGUUAUUGUACGAUUUGUACAUACGGUUAUCGUGGGUACCCGUCGAUCUUAGACAGUUCCAAGAGAGCAUGCAAAGUCUUUUAAUAUUCAUUAGCUCCAUUAAGGUAAUAUUACGUUUACAAAAACGUUAUCUCUAUUUACUAAGCAUUAUUUGCUGGUGGCACUGGCGUUUCAGGCUGCGAAAUCUCGACAGAUUCGCUUCAACUUCGAGAUGAUUGCUCUCCACUAAUGUAGGCACAGCUGUUCUCGUUCGAGGUUCAAAUUUUUAACUUCGGACUGCGCUCUCGUUCGGGCAGACGGCAACUUGAUCAAGACUCACCGAUGUCUGCUCCACCGUUCGCUCGCGCGACUCUCAGCAGACGCAAGAUUUUCGUUUUGGACGAGGCCAACCCGAACCCGGCUGCUCGAGUUUCGAUCAGCGACGUUAUUAAGAGCAAGUUCGUAGGCGCCAGUGUGCCGAUGGUAUCCAGCGAGCCGCCAACUGCGUAUGCGAGCAAACCCG